Molecule: messenger RNA, 1007 nt
Organism: Hibiscus syriacus
Lineage: Eukaryota; Viridiplantae; Streptophyta; Magnoliopsida; Malvales; Malvaceae
Product: E3 ubiquitin-protein ligase RMA1H1-like
Exons: 2
Coding region: 158-859 (233 amino acids)
Biological process (GO): ubiquitin-dependent protein catabolic process
Cellular component (GO): endoplasmic reticulum
Molecular function (GO): ubiquitin protein ligase activity; metal ion binding; ubiquitin-like protein conjugating enzyme binding
Source: RefSeq, a predicted model, not a curated record
CCCCUUUUUUUCCAUAUGAAAACAGCCAUUGAAUUGAGGGCUUAGUGGAUUCUUUCCUCUAUAAUUCGCCCUCUUUUUAUAUUUUUUGUUUCUCUUUCUAAACGACAUAAACACAAACUCAAGGGUUUGUCGAAUUUCCAGCUCUUUGAUUAGUUCCAUGGAUUUUGAGCAAUAUUAUACUCAGGAAUGGAGGGCCAUCCCCGGUGCUUCAAGAAUCGAGAAUUUGAGUGGUAACUUUGACUGCAAUAUCUGCUUAGACUUCGCACACGAACCGAUUGUUACACUCUGUGGCCACCUCUACUGCUGGCCUUGCAUCUAUAAGUGGCUUCAUGUCCAGAGUGCCUCCCUUGAUCAAGAUGAGCAUCCACAGUGUCCAGUUUGCAAAGCUGAUAUAUCCCACACCACCAUGGUUCCCCUUUACGGUCGUGGCCAAUCUGAAUCCGAGUUUCGAGGCAAAUCACUUUAUGGGGGUAUGGUGAUACCCCCUAGACCACCUGCUUGCGGUACACAGCCUUUUUUAUCACCUACAUCCCCAAACAGUCGGCAGCUUCCUUAUCGCAACCCUUAUCAAAAUCAAAACUACAACCCCCAUGCUUACAAUGAAGAUGAUCCAUCUUCACCGUUGCUUAACGUUGGGGGCAGAUUCCAUCACCCCCUUGUUGGGUUGUUUGGAGACAUGGUAUAUGCAAGGGUGUUUGGAAACUCGGAAAGCAUAUACGCAUAUCCGAACUCACAUCUGGUAACAGGAAGUAGUAGCAGCCCCAGGUUGAGAAGACAUGAGAUGCAGGCUGACAGGUCACUAAACAGAAUUUCAAUCUUCCUCUUCUGUUGUUUCCUUUUGUGCCUGAUUGUAUUUUGAGCUUCUUAUAUUUGCCAGUCCUUUUCUGUAUAAAUUGUAAAGAAUCAAGAUGUAAGCUUGUGGUAUAGCCGCUUAGGCAAAUGAGAUCAUACUGUAUGAUAUGCUAUAAUAUAAUAUCAGAGUUUAUCUGAAAAUUGUCAUUUUUUUA